AUGCUCCCGGGAGUGGCAGUAGGCGCCGGCUGCAACCGAGUAAGUCCCGCAUGCGCGGAUGCCGCCCCGCGGCUGCGCAGCGCCAGCCCGCGCCCCGCCCCAGUCCCUGGGACCCCCAAGCCCAACCCCAGCUGGCCACGCCCAUCAGGCUUCCACGCCCGGAUAUAUCCCGCCCAGGGCUCCGCCCACGGGGAGCGCAAAGGGCGUGAGGCAGGGCAGGGGCAGGGCAGAAGGACCCAGGGUGAGGCUUCUACUUCUGACAAGCCCCAGGUCUCUGCCUCCUCAUCCAUCACCCUCCAACAGAACCCAGAAUCCCAAGCGGCAGGAGCACUGGGGGACACCCGGGUGGAGCCUUCCCUGGCGCAAGUACUGCAGGAGAGGGAUGAAGCCAUUGCGAAGAAGCGCGCGGUGGAAGAGGAGCUGGACUCCUGUCGAGCCAGGCUGCGCACAGUGGAGGCUCAGCUGCUGGAGGUCCUGCAGGAGAAACUGAAGCUGAAACAGGAGGUGGAGGCCUGGGAGGAAGACAUGCAGCAUAUGGUUCGAGAGCGGGUGCGGAGUCAGCUGCAGGAAGAGUCCAGAGGCACCCUGGGAGCACGGGAGAACACAAGCGCGGGCAGGGGUUCCUGGAUUCCACUCUCCCGGGGCCAGUGGGGGCGACGGUGGUGAUGUCCAGGGGUCAGUGGGGGCAACA
Messenger RNA from Mus pahari (shrew mouse), 691 nucleotides. RefSeq lists its product as uncharacterized. The coding region runs from base 1 to 666 and encodes 221 amino acids. The transcript is spliced from 4 exons. Lineage: Eukaryota; Metazoa; Chordata; Mammalia; Rodentia; Muridae. The record is from RefSeq and is a predicted model, not a curated record.